UCCCCCCUAUUCAAUUUUCCACACUCCAACAACCCACAGUCCCACACUCAAUGACACUGAUCUUCACCUAUAUAUAGACCCCAUUCCCCUUACUAUUUCCCCAACUAAACUCUUGAUUCAGUUUCAAUUUUCCACUUCGUCAGCUUUCUUUCUUUCAGAUAUAAGAUCCCAAACAGACCCUUGAUUUCUUCAAAACCCAAAUGGCAACUGCGGUUUCCACCUUCGGAGCUGCCAACAGAGGACUGUUAAAUUUGAAUGGCUCCAGCGCUGGAAUUUCUGUUCCAACCACAUCCUUCUUUGGCAAAGGGUUGAAGAAAGUAUACACUAGUAAAUCCACAAGCCAGAGGACUUCUUUUGGCAGAUUCAAAGUCUAUGCAGAAGUGGAUGAGAAGAAGCAAACAGACAAGGACAGAUGGAAAGGCCUAGUGUUCGACGAGUCUGACGACCAACAAGACAUCACCAGGGGAAAGGGAAUGGUGGACUCUCUCUUCCAAGCUCCCAUGGAUUCGGGAACCCACUACGCGGUCAUGAGCUCCUACGACUACAUCAGCGCCGGGCUUCGCCAAUAUAACUUGGACAACAACAUGGAUGGCUUCUACAUUGCUCCUGCUUUCAUGGACAAGUUGGUUGUACACAUCACCAAGAACUUCCUUACCCUGCCCAAUAUCAAGGUUCCUCUUAUCCUGGGCAUUUGGGGAGGCAAAGGUCAGGGGAAAUCAUUCCAGUGUGAGCUUGUGUUUGCCAAAAUGGGAAUCAACCCCAUUAUGAUGAGUGCCGGAGAACUAGAAAGUGGCAACGCUGGAGAGCCAGCAAAACUGAUUAGGCAACGGUACAGGGAGGCAGCGGACAUAAUCAGGAAAGGAAAGAUGUGCGUCCUGUUCAUCAACGAUCUUGAUGCAGGAGCUGGUAGGCUCGGUGGGACCACCCAAUACACGGUCAACAAUCAAAUGGUGAAUGCCACCCUCAUGAACAUUGCUGAUAACCCAACCAAUGUCCAGCUACCCGGUAUGUACAACAAGGAGGAGAAUCCACGCGUUCCUAUUGUGGUCACUGGUAAUGACUUCUCCACGUUGUAUGCGCCUCUUAUCCGUGAUGGUCGUAUGGAGAAGUUCUACUGGGCUCCUACUAGGGAAGAUCGGAUUGGUGUUUGCACAGGUAUUUUCAGGACCGACAAUGUUCCUGAGGCAGAUAUUGUCAAGCUUGUUGAUACCUUUCCUGGGCAAUCUAUUGACUUCUUCGGCGCCCUGAGGGCAAGAGUAUACGACGAUGAAGUGAGGAAGUGGAUUUCAAGUGUUGGGGUAGAAAAUGUUGGGAAAAAGCUUGUGAACUCAAAGGAGGGCCCCCCGACUUUCGAACAGCCAAAGAUGACUCUCGACAAGCUCCUCGAGUACGGAAACAUGCUGGUUCAAGAGCAGGAGAAUGUGAAGAGAGUCCAGUUGGCUGACAAGUACCUGAGCGAAGCAGCCCUUGGAGAUGCAAACGAUGAUGCCAUUAAAAGAGGAACUUUCUAUGGCAAAGCAGCUCAACAGGUCGGCCUGCCUGUCCCCGAAGGCUGUACCGAUCCUUCUGCAGAAAACUUCGAUCCAACGGCUAGGAGUGAUGAUGGAAGCUGCUUGUAUCCAUUUAACUAGGUGUAUAUCAGGGAUGUGUGAAGUUGAGAAAUGGGAUUAACCCUCAAAAUUUAUGCGAAUCAACGACGUCGACUUAGUGUCAUAGAUUGUUGUGUU
Rhododendron vialii is the source of this 1727-nucleotide messenger RNA. RefSeq names its product ribulose bisphosphate carboxylase/oxygenase activase, chloroplastic. Gene Ontology annotation, molecular function: ribulose-1,5-bisphosphate carboxylase/oxygenase activator activity; ATP hydrolysis activity; ATP binding. The coding region runs from base 201 to 1631 and encodes 476 amino acids. The record is from RefSeq and is a predicted model, not a curated record. The transcript has 7 exons. NCBI's taxonomy places the organism in Eukaryota, Viridiplantae, Streptophyta, Magnoliopsida, Ericales, Ericaceae. Gene Ontology annotation, cellular component: thylakoid; chloroplast stroma.